This is a messenger RNA of Nicotiana attenuata, 753 nucleotides long. RefSeq lists its product as uncharacterized. The transcript has a single exon. Bases 1 to 753 code for a protein of 250 amino acids. Lineage: Eukaryota; Viridiplantae; Streptophyta; Magnoliopsida; Solanales; Solanaceae. The record is from RefSeq and is a predicted model, not a curated record.
AUGUCGAAUUUGUCAAAGCUUGAGUUUGUGGCACUUGACAUUUCUGGAAAGAAUUACCUAUCAUGGGUUCUCGAUGUUGAGAUUCACUUAGCCGCUAAAGGUCUUGGUAACACCAUUACUCAGGGUAAUGAGGCAUCAAGCCAGGACAAAGCGAAGGCCAUGAUUUUCCUUCGUCAUCACUUGGAUGAAGGUUUGAAGGUUGAAUAUUUAACAGUGAAAGAUCCACUUGAAUUGUGGACUGGCCUAAAGGAAAGGUAUGAUCACCUUAAGGCUACGGUAUUGCCAAGGGCUCGAUAUGAGUGGAUGCACUUACGGUUGCAAGAUUUUAAGACCGUAAGUGAGUAUAACUCUGCUGUAUUCCGAAUAACUUCCCAAUUAAAAUUAUGUGGGGAAGUUAUGAAUGAUGAGGAUUUGCUGGAAAAGACUCUUACGACUUUUCAUGCCUCAGAUAUGAUAUUACAGCAGCAAUACCGUGAAAGAGGUUUUAAAAAGUAUUUUGAAUUGAUCUCACGCCUUCUGGUGGCUGAGCAACAUAAUACCCUUUUGCUGAAAAAUCAUGAAGCCCGUCCCACAGGGUCAGCUUUGCUUCCUGAAGCGAAUAUGGCAGCCAGACGUGAUAAGUCUGGAAAAAGACAGAAUAAUAAUCAUGGCCAUAUGAAUUUACGUGGGCAUGGAAAUGGUAAGAGACGAUAUAAUAGUCGUCAUCGGGGUGGUCAUGGAAAACGAGAGAACAAAUAUGGGUUCUCAAAAUAA